Messenger RNA from Theileria parva strain Muguga, 2257 nucleotides. RefSeq lists its product as uncharacterized. Bases 863 to 2257 code for a protein of 464 amino acids. Gene Ontology annotation, molecular function: RNA binding. The record is from RefSeq and is a predicted model, not a curated record. NCBI's taxonomy places the organism in Eukaryota, Apicomplexa, Aconoidasida, Piroplasmida, Theileriidae. The transcript has 5 exons.
UACCUGUUAUUUUAAUUUUUCUCUCUAUAAUUUUCCACGUAUUAUAUUUUUUCAUUUAAAUAUACUCUUGAUUAACCUCAUUUGAACUCUCCAAUUUCUCUAUCCUGAGAUUCUACACAGAAAUACCAACUUUUGACAAAAUCAUUUAUUGCAUAUAUUUCCCACUGAAAAUUCACGUAAUCUCCCUGUAUUUGGUGUUAUUAUAUUAUUCGGUGGCUCCAACGUCUGAGACGCACAUGUUGUUUUUGAUCUUUUAAUUUCCAGCAUUAUGACAAAAAUGUCGACACAUUUAUUAUUACAUUACACGUUCAAUUUCUCUUAACUACUUCCAACUAAUCUACACAUCAGUAAUUUGGCUCAAAAAAUUGCGUCUUUAUUUUGCAGAUUUCCAUAACUUUUUGUAACAUAGCAUUUCAAACUUCAACAGGUUGUGUCAGUCCUCUUACAUCUAGACAUUUUAAUUCUAACUAAAUGUCCCAUCUUCUAUGAUUUUUACUAAAUUUAAGUUUAGUGUGUAAGUUAAUGUAGUAUUUCUCAAGCUUUUAUUUGUUAAAGGAAAAAAGAUCCAAAGACAAUAAAUGCAGUAUAACAAACCUCUUUACAAUGUGUAAAGUAGAUUUAGUAUAAUUUCAAAACUGUACAAUAGAUUUUCAAUAAUUUGAAUAAUAAUCUAAUACAUUUGUGUAACAUAACUUGUAAAAUACCUGUAAAGUAAGUGUAAAAUAAUUGUUAAAAACCAAAAUUUCAAGCUUAAAAGACCAGUAUACUGUGUUAAAACAUUUAUAAUAAAGAACUAACAGUAUAACAGUUUAAUAUUUGAUGUUUAAAUAAUUAUUUUUGAAGAUAAAGAAUUGUUGAGAUAAUGGAAAACCCACAAAGAACCUCGAAUAACUCAAAUAAGACAGAACCGGACCAAAACAGAGAUAUACAAGACUUUAUAAAUGAAGGGAUUUCAAAUAUCAUUCUUUCAAAAUCGGAUUACCAUGGAGAAAACAUGACGAAUUUGAAUAAGGAAGCCUACGAUAUAAACUCCAAAAAUAGCUAUUAUAUGAAUUUCUCGUCUAAAAAUGAGGAUACGAACAAGUCUUCUAUGAUUCAUGCCGACGACGCCAUCGACUUAAUGACAAACGGAGACAUGUCAUACACCCGGUCACUCGCUAAAACUGAAGUUGAUGGAAACGACAUGAACUAUGUAAGGACAAUGGACAGUCAACUGUUGGUAUUUGGAGAUAAACUUGACAACUUUGAAUCUAGUCUGGCUUAUCAGUUUGGAAUCAUUGAUACCAUCAAAAGUGCUCUUGGAGGAAACCCAAAUGAAAACUAUUAUGACCUGACUAUAAGUAGUCCCGAUAGUAAUCAAAUGAUAAUAACUAGACCAGAUUUUCAAGAUGACAGGAGUGAAAGGGUUUCUAAAGAUUUUUCUAAAGAACUAACCUAUGGAGAGCAUAUCAUCUACAACAAAAUUGAUACGCUCCAGAAAAUGAUAAAGAACAUGGUAAUGACGAUGCAUGAAAAGUAUAACGUUGACUCCAACCUGAGAUAUGAGGCGUUCCUGAAGGAUAGUGGAAAUGAAUCAACUUACGACUUCACGUUGGCGCAGAUGUUCUCUCAGAAGAGUCCCAGAAGAUCAUUCUUAAAGCUUCUAGCGUCUCAUGGAGUUAUAGGUUCUUUUUUCGGAUCCAACGGACAUCGGGUCCAGGCUCUACAACAGGAAUUUAGUGUAAAUGUAUCAGUCACUACUAAAAGAAUACAUUUCCCUGGCUCUAAUAAUAAGGGAGUUCUACUAAUCAACGGCAAACUCUACAAUAUUCUUAAGGUUCUCAGGCCUCUCUACAGGGCUAUUCAGGAGGAGGUUAUAAGGCUCUUAAUAGAUGAAUCUGUAAGAAUUGAACCUUCUAAAAUAAGGCUUGAAAUUGAAGUUCUGAUUCCAGAAUCACUCAGAUUCACCAUGGAUCGGAACAAGUACUUCAAACAAAUAAUGGACAUGACUGGAGCUAAUAUCAGGGUUAUUAAACAGACUUAUGAGGAUGGUCCGGUACAGGAACGGGUUCUUGUUCUAUUCGGGUCUCAAAACGAAAUUGAGUUGGCACUAGAAAAAAUAGCUCUCAUGAUCCAGGAGGAUUCUGGGUUCAAACAUUACACUUAUAUGAACUAUCCUGAGCUCACAAUUGCGUUAAAUGCAAACGACCAGGCGCUCAGGUACUAUCAGAAGAAAUUCGAGUGUGACAACAAGUUUAAGAAGAAAUUCUCAACUUAA